AUGACGGUACAGGAUGAAGACCUCGAACGGCGCCGGUACAAGGCGCCGUACAGCACACACCGACCCAUACCGACCAUCCAAAAGUAUCAACAAGAGAAGGAGAAGCGCCAGGAAAACGCUAAAGGUGGUGCCCCACCACCGAAAGGACACGAAGAUGAGAAGGAAGAUCGAGACAGCGCGAACCGGUACCUCUACUCGAGAGAGCACAGCAAUGCCGGCUCCGACAACUCGGAUCUCGACAAUCCGGCGCACGAGAAAAAGGACCAUUCGCAUCGGUUCAAGAAGAAGCUUGUUGGCGGCGGUGCACAUGAUGCUGCAGACUUGAUGCACGACACGUCCGAGGCUCCUGUUCAAGACCAAGAUCCAAAGACGCGACGCAAGGCUAUAGGCAAGAGCAAGCGGAAAGGCGAGCGCGCCUACCGAGAGGUCACCGAUCCAGUCACCCAUCUUCCUGUCCGCAUUCACGACUUGCAACCUGGAGACCUGAAAAGAGUACCCGAGAACCUAGGGCCACCAGGCUCCGAGACUAGGUCGGCGACUGGUCUAGCCAACAAGAGGAAGAGUCAGGAUAUAUUGGCAGAUGAGACACAAGAGAUUGGAAGACACCAUGCUGCCUUGGAGAACCUCUUCCCCCCACCAGACUUUGACGAGAUCAGGAACCGCAUGAACAAGAUACAAAAGCUGGGGAUAGCAAUAGGUGUGGUCGCUGUCUUUGUCGCCAUUGGCCUCUACAAAACUAUCGGUGCAUUCUUUUUCGAUCGCAACGACGCACAUGCUGGCGUCUCGUGGAGCUUCCUUUGGCCAUACCUCUCAAGCGGGUUUGCCACCAUCAUGCUCGUUGUCCUUACGGUUGCUGUCAUGUUCUGGAUUCACAAAUGGACUGAUAGACAAGUUCACAGGCUAUGGGAGGAAGAGAUCUGGCACGCCGACAAGCACUCCGCAAAGAGUCAAGAUGGCAAGGAGGAAACCACCCAAUGGCUCAACAACAUGUUGACCUCGCUUUGGCCGCUCGUCAACCCCGACCUUUUCAUCUCCCUGGCCGACACGGUCGAAGACGUCAUGCAGGCCUCGCUUCCGUCAAUCGUCCGCAUGGUCAGCAUCGAGGAUAUCGGCCAGGGCAGUGAGUCAAUGCGUAUUCUGGGUGUCAGAUGGCUUCCCACCGGUGCUGCUGCACGGUCGGUUGGUGCCGAUGGCAAGCUCAGCCCUGAAGCUCAAGACAGCCACAACGACCGCAAUGUGCCCGGCGAUCAGGAGGAGGCAGACGACAAACAGAUUGCCGAAGGCAUGGAGGCCGAGGAAGGUGACUUCAUCAACCUUGAAGUUGCCUUCGCUUACAGAACUCGGUCUACCUCGAAGAAGUUCAAGGACAGAGCAAAGCACGCUCACUUGUACAUCUCGUUCUACCUUCCUGGAAACAUCAAAAUUCCGGUAUACGUUGAUUUGAGAGGCUUUGUCGGUAUCAUGCGCUGCAGGCUGCAGCUGACACCAGAUCCCCCGUUCUUCGCCUUGUGUACCUUUACUCUUCUUGGCCAGCCCAAUGUUGAUGUGGCGUGCACUCCGUUGACGAGAAAAGGCCUGAACAUCAUGAAUCUGCCGGUCAUAUCGCAUUUCGUCCAGACCGCUGUUGAUGCCGCAGUGGCUGAAUACGUCGCACCCAAGAGCAUGACCAUCAAUCUCCAAGACAUGAUUGCUGGCGAGGACUUCAAGAAAGACACUAGAGCAAAGGGUGUCAUAGUGGUCAAGGUCAAGCGUGCUUUCGACUUCAAGGAAGGAGAUCCUGCUAUUCCGUUGGUUAGAGAAGGCUCGGCCGAUCCAUAUGUAACGGUGGGCUGGGCCAAAUUCGUCAAGCCACUAUGGUCAACUCGUGUUAUUCUAUCCGAGAUGAACCCUCAUUGGGAUGAAACUGCAUUUAUCCUGGUCACCGCCGACGAAUUGGACGUGGAUGAAAGACUUCGUGUACAGCUCUGGGACUCCGAUCGCUUCACUGCAGAUGACGAUCUUGGACGUAUAGAGAUGGAUUUGAAAGAACUAAUCCACAACAAAGAGACGAGGGGCAAAAUGUCCGAUCGAAUUGAUGGUUUCAAGGCUCUACAUGCUGGCGAAGGUCUUCCGGGCAAACUUGAAUGGAGUGUUGGCUAUUUCCCAAAGGCCCACAUUAUUGAGGAGCAACUCAAACGCCAGACAGAGCGACCGGAGAUUCGCUCGCGAGAUGCGCUGGAGAAAAUGGUUGAAGAGUCAGCUGGACGUAAACUCCGUGAAGCCAAAAAGGAUGAGAGCAGAGAAACCGAACAGCUCAAGCUACAGCAAUACAAGGAGGUGGAAGAUGCGAUGAUCAUCUCUGCACCACCUCUUCACGAUUAUCCCAGCGGCAUACUGGCCAUUCAGAUUCACGAAGCUACCGGACUGGAAGUACGUGCUCAUCACAAUGCCGCGCGUUAUAACGAUGAUCCGGAGCCGAGUGGAAUCGAAGAACAGGGCGAUGAACUUCCGUCCUGCUACUGCAAUAUCGUUCUCAACCACCAAAAGAUCUACCGCACACGUGUCAAGCCCAAGAACGCAAAGCCAUUCUUCAAUGCAGGCACUGAGCGCUUCAUUCGCGAUUGGAGGACUGCAGAGGUUUAUGUGGUCGUACGAGACGCUCGUGUACAUGAAGAUGAUCCUGUCAUGGGCAUUGUGCGUCUGCCGCUGAUCGAUAUCAUGAAGAAACGCUCGCAAGUCAACGGCACCUAUCCUUUGUACGGCGGCGUAGGCUACGGCCGCAUUCGAGUCAGCAUGGUCUUCCGCUCCGUAGAGAGUCAGCUGCCAAAGGAAUUGCUGGGAUGGGAUUGGGGCACCCUCGUCGUUGAUCCUCGUAUCACUUCCGGCUCAAACUUCCCUUCCGACCUCCAAGGCUGUCGUAUUAAGAUCCAAACAGCCAUCAGUGUUGCCCAUAUGAAAGCACACAAAGACGAAAACGCAUGGGCAAGCCGCCACAACAAUGGUGUCCACCUAGGUGUCCGCCGCCGCUACGCCAGCUGCCUGAUCAUCCAGUUCCGCAAAGACACUGCUCUACGCGAUAAGACGGCCGCUUUCGCUGUCCUCUGGCUCUGCGACAUUCCUGACAACGAACAGAUAUCUCUGACUCUACCUGUGUGGAAGGGCGACCUCAAACGCGCGACAACAUGCAAACUCGAGUCCUACGGUGACAAGGUCGGCGAACUAAACCUCAAGCUCAAGUUCUGCAGAGGGUUAAGCAGAUACCACAAAAAGGUCGCCAAGCACGACAAACACCUCAGCGAUGUCUUUGAAGUCGUCGAAACCGCAAGAUUCCAAAUGACGAAUAGCGAGCAAAACGACCCAGGCGCUGUCAAAAACAAAAACAUCUCAAACGACGAAUCCGACGACUCUUCCUCAUCCUCUGGCUCUGACUCUGACUCCUCAACCUCCACCGAAUCGCCCAACAAACUCUCUCGCAUCAAAAAGAGACUUGGAAGCAGAAAUGUAGUUGAUAGCUAUCAAGAGUAUCGCGAGCAUAGCAAACAGAUCAACCGCAGGCAUAGAGGUGUGAUGCAAUUCAAAAGCGCGAGGACCAUGUGGUGGAUGAAGCAUAAAGCUGAGCAUUUACAAGAUCGCAUCAGUGGGAUUUUUGAGCAUCAUGAGAGGACUACGGGUAUCGAGAGUGAGGCAUAA
Molecule: messenger RNA, 3669 nt
Organism: Aureobasidium namibiae CBS 147.97
Lineage: Eukaryota; Fungi; Ascomycota; Dothideomycetes; Dothideales; Saccotheciaceae
Exons: 4
Coding region: 1-3669 (1222 amino acids)
Molecular function (GO): lipid binding
Source: RefSeq, a predicted model, not a curated record